AAUGCGUUCACCUCCCUCGCGGGCUUCCGCCGCCACCAGAGUCGGGUCCCGAGCAGACGCGGAGCCGGUGGAGUCAGGCUGUCGGGGGCGGGAAGGCAGGACGGCGGGAGCACAGCCUCCAGGACUGAUCCGGCGGGCUUCGGAGACCGGCAGCUCCGCAAGAGGUGUGGAAGAUCAGCUGGCAGUCCCUGCAGCCUCCUGAAGUGAUGGCCCUGAGGAAGGUCUGGCCAGCAUCUCCUCUCUGCAUUGCCAGUCUUGGGAUUUUGCUCACGGCGUGUAUUCUUACCACUGAAGGACUGGCUCAGAAGCAUGGGCCAGACAUUAUUGACGAUGACAGCAAGGACAACAUCACCAUCUUCACACGCAUCUUGGACCGGCUGCUGGAUGGAUAUGACAACCGGCUGCGUCCCGGCCUUGGUGAUACUGUCACCGAAGUCAAGACAAACAUUUAUGUGACAAGCUUUGGGCCGGUUUCAGACACAGAUAUGGAAUACACCAUUGAUGUGUUUUUCCGGCAGUCCUGGCAUGAUGAGAGGUUAAGAUUUGAUGGUCCCAUGAAGAUAUUGCCUCUUAACAACCUGUUGGCCAGUAAGAUCUGGACCCCAGACACCUUCUUCCACAAUGGCAAGAAGUCCGUGGCCCACAACAUGACCACACCCAACAAACUGCUCCGGCUGGUAGACAACGGAACUCUGCUCUACACCAUGAGGCUGACUAUCCAUGCAGAAUGCCCUAUGCACCUAGAAGACUUCCCAAUGGACGUGCAUGCAUGCCCACUGAAGUUUGGGAGCUAUGCCUACACCAAGACAGAAGUGAUCUACACUUGGACCUUGGGGAAAGUGGAGGUGGCCAAAGGAGGGUCUCGCCUCAAUCAGUAUGACCUCCUGGGACACAAUGUGGGCAGGGACUCCAUUGAAUCAAGCACAGGGACUUACAUAGUGAUGACCAUCUACUUCCACCUCAAGCGCAAGAUUGGAUAUUUUGUGAUCCAGACCUACUUGCCCUGCAUCAUGACCGUCAUUCUCUCCCAAGUUUCCUUCUGGCUUAACAGAGAGAGUGUCCCCGCACGAACAGUGUUUGGGGUCACCACUGUUCUCACCAUGACGACACUGAGCAUCAGUGCACGAAACUCAUUGCCCAAAGUGGCUUACGCGACCGCCAUGGACUGGUUCAUGGCCGUCUGCUAUGCAUUUGUGUUUUCCGCACUGAUUGAAUUUGCGGCGGUCAACUACUUCACAAAACGUAGCUGGGCUUGGGAUGGCAAGAAGGUGAUGGAAGCCCAGGAGCUGAAGAAGAAGGAGCCUGUUACCUUGGCGAAGAAGACAAACAACACCUACAACAUUGUGGGCACCACGUAUGCCCUUAACAUCACGAAGGAGCCAGGACUUGCCACCAUUGCCAAGAGUGCAGCUGCUGCCACCACGCCCACCCUGGCAGCAGUAGUUGUGCCCCCAAAGGUGCCCCGAAUGGAAGAGAAGCCACCAGAGAACAAGAAGACUUACAACAGUGUCAGCAAGGUAGACAAAAUGUCCCGCAUCGUCUUUCCAGUCUUGUUUGCCAUUUUCAAUAUGGUGUACUGGGCAACUUAUGUCAACCGGGAGUCGGCCAUCAAGGGCAUGAUCCCCAAGGAUUGAAACCUGCCAUGCAGCCCAUCCAUCAGCCCACAGGACCUCGGAAGGAGAGUCCCUAGGUGGGUCCUUUGUCACCUCACUGAUUCUAUAUUUAUUUUACUUUCUUUUAUGAUUGAUUUUGUUCAGCUGUUUUCCUUCCUCUCCCAUGUGAACCAAACUGUGAUUUUUUUUAAAAGAAAGGAUAGAACCCAAAAACAUUGAAUUUGUUGCCUGUUUGUUUGCAUUUUUCUGUUGUGCUGGGGGAGGCAUCAUGAAAAUGUGUGCCUCUAAUGCAGCAAAUCUGGCAUUCAUUCCCACCCACUCACCCUCUCCCUGGAUGUUGGUUUCGUCUGCUAUGCAUUCCAUGCCCUAUCCUGUUGAGAAAUGCUGGGUUGUUUAUCCUGCAGCUUUUGAUGGACAGCCCUGGUGAUUCUUGGUGCCACUUUUUCACAAUGGCCUUCCCUGAGGUAGCUGAGUGGUUUCUUUGCUUCUAUCGUAGGGCUUGAUCACACAUGAGAAUAGAACACCAGUUAUACCGAUUCCUUUCAUCCCUCUGUUAUAUUGAUACAUUUUUUUUCCUGGAAGUCACGUGGUAUAGAUAUUGGCCAGAAUGUUUACAUUGUUUUUAACUGUAUUGAUUCAUUUCUUUCUAUAUGAACCAAAGCAGGCUACACUGCUGUUUAAUUUUGUAUUGAAUCAUUUUCUCUACUGUCUCUUGGGCCAAUCUGCCUCCUCUGUCAUUUUAAUUUUUUUAAAUUACUAAAGGUGAUAUAUUGAUGAAUUACUGUACUAGCCUUAAACCCUCCUCCCCCUUUCCCUUCCCUCCUUUACUUAUUAUCCCCUUUUACUUCCCUGCAUAUCUCUC
Pogona vitticeps (central bearded dragon) is the source of this 2475-nucleotide messenger RNA. RefSeq names its product gamma-aminobutyric acid type A receptor subunit alpha3. Gene Ontology annotation, cellular component: membrane. The record is from RefSeq and is a predicted model, not a curated record. Gene Ontology annotation, molecular function: GABA-A receptor activity; extracellular ligand-gated monoatomic ion channel activity. Gene Ontology annotation, biological process: monoatomic ion transmembrane transport; chloride transport; gamma-aminobutyric acid signaling pathway. NCBI's taxonomy places the organism in Eukaryota, Metazoa, Chordata, Lepidosauria, Squamata, Agamidae.